Molecule: messenger RNA, 939 nt
Organism: Mytilus trossulus (common blue mussel)
Lineage: Eukaryota; Metazoa; Mollusca; Bivalvia; Mytilida; Mytilidae
Exons: 5
Coding region: 150-791 (213 amino acids)
Source: RefSeq, a predicted model, not a curated record
CAUUGUCCAUGACGUUGGGUUUUUAGGUCAUAGUAAAAGUGUAUGGUCAGCGAUUGGUCAGUACGUAUAUUUCCUUGUCACUGAAAUUGUGUAUAUAAAGAGAUCUGCUGCUGAUGGCUAACAGAACAUAGACGAGACAUAAGUAAAAGAUGAGACAAAGUAUAUUUUUCCUUGCUGUUUUGCCAUGUGUGUUUGGAAUAUUUGGAAAGAAAUGUAUUGUUGAUCCAAUAGAAAACAGAUGGCCGGACAUGGGAAAGAUAUGUCAUGAUCCGUUAGAAUAUAAUCAUUUGGCCAUAGAACAGGCUAUAUUAGACGACCAAGAAAUCAAAAUGUAUUUAGAAGAUGCCAGUAAAAUAUACCAACCCGCUGUUCCUUAUGAUGAUCCACAUAUUUGCCCACUUGACAUUGGAAAUCCCAGUGGACCACAGAUUGUAGAAUGUGGAAGUAUAUGUCCCAGCUCUUACACUAACCUAACAUCAGUUUGGUAUGAGUACGAACCAGGAAGGACAACCAUGUGUAACGUUAUCAGACCAUGGCAGCAAAUUGUUUAUUAUAUGCAAUGCGGAACCAAAUAUCCACUGGUUGAUGGUAUGGAUAACUCAUUCCAAUGUGUUCCCGAAGACACCAUUAGACGUAAAAUAGCUGUAUAUUGUCCAAAUAUUGUACCACAAUGUAGAAAAAUGGAUAUUGACCUACCACAACACUGUGCUGCUAGCAAAUUCCAAUGUAGACAGAAAAAGAUAUCACAAAAAUCUAAAUUAGACAAUCUGUUUUCUUCUUUUGGUUGGUAAAAGUUAUGGCGAGUAUGUCACCACUCAACUAGACACGCCUAUGUGACAAUAAGUUAAAUGUGAUUUUUGAAUAGAUGCUUUUAUUUUUGAGUAUUAUUUUUUACGUAUUUUAUUUAUUAAUUUUGCAAAAUAAAGUUGUUUAACAAUA